GUUUAUUCGUUGUUGCUUGCUAUUACAUAACGUUGCCUACAUCUUAUAUAUACAUUGCUUAUGCUCAAACCUGACAACACUCAAGUUACAGAUAUCAAAGAGAGAAAAAGAAAAGAGAGGCAGGACAAACUUUAUGUAUACACAGUUAUUGUUCUUGUGUGCGUACGCCGGUAUUAAGAGAUCAAAGAUCAAGAGUUAGUGGGCGGCACCCUGUGAAAACGUUCUGCCCAUUGCCACCCUUUAUUGACUUACUGAACACAGAUUGCGAAUUCUUUUUCUAAGCUGAAUUUAUUUAAUUGCUUUCUUGUGUACGUGUCAAGCCAGCUCUCAGUUUGUUGUAUUUCGGCUGGCUAUGGAACCAACAAAAGACUCCACUUGUCCUCCUAUUAAAAAUUUUUCUGAAAUACCAAACGACAAAAAGAAAAGGUAUCAGGAACUUAUUUCUGUCUUCCAGCAAAAAUAUGGCAAACAGCCACAGUUCUUUGUCCAAGCUCCAGGGAGAGUUAACCUCAUAGGAGAACAUAUCGACUAUUGUGGUUACUCUGUCCUACCUAUGGCUGUUGAACAAAAUAUCCUAAUUGCUGCAGCUCGUUCUGGCGAUGAUAAAAUAUUUGUGGCCAAUAAAGACUCAAAUUAUGCGGACUUUGAGUGCUCCACCAACAACCUGACCAUUGCCGAAGGUACAACUUCAUGGCACGUAUAUUUCCUGUGUGGUCUUAAAGCUAUUGAGGACAGUGGCCAGCUGCAGCAGCAGAUGUCUGGUCUCUACUGUAUGGUGGAUGGUGUCAUCCCAAAAAGUGCUGGACUGUCUAGUUCCAGUGCCCUUGUUUGCUGUUCUGCACUGGUUGCUGCUUUUGCCAAUAAUCUCAAGUUCACUAAGUCAGAAUUAGCUGAGUUGUGUACUGUCAGUGAACGAUAUUGCGGUACCCAAGGUGGAGGAAUGGACCAAUCCAUUGCUUUCAUGGCAGAAGAAGGUCAGGCCAAAUUGAUAACAUUCAACCCGCUGAGUGCUACAAAUGUCCAACUGCCAUCUGGUGUUGUGUUUGUUGUGUCCAACAGCUGUGUUGAAAUGCACAAAGCUGCAACAGCCAAUUUCAACAUAAGAGUUGUUGAAUGUAGGCUUGCUGCACAGCUGAUAGCAAAGAAGUUAGGUCUAGAUUGGCUUCAACUGAAGAAACUUGGAGAUGUGCAAAAAACCUUAAAGUAUGACUUGCCACAGAUGCUUGCAACUGUACAGCAGUUGUUACAUGCAGAAGCUUACACCAAACAGGAAGUGUGUACAGAACUUGGAAUUGAAGAAGAUGAACUGAAUAAAACUAGUCUCUGUGGAAAUACACUCCAUGUGCAACAAUUCAAGCUGUAUAAUCGUGCCAUGCAUGUCUUCAGUGAAGCCAACCGUGUCCAUCAGUUCAAAGCCUUCUGUGACAACCCUGAUGCUGAUGUAACUCAGAAGCUUGCCAAACUAAUGAAUGACAGUCAUAGCAGUUGUCGAGACCUGUAUGAGUGUAGCUGUCCAGAGCUGGACUCAUUAGUGAACAUUUGUCUGCAAUCUGGUGCUCUGGGAAGUCGUUUAACUGGUGCUGGAUGGGGUGGUUGUGCUGUGUCUAUGGUGCCUACUGAACAACUCAAAAGUUUUAUGGAGAAUGUAAAGACCAAGUAUUAUCAAUCAGACUCAAAGCGGGCUGGCAAAGUGACUGAAUCACUUUUUGCUUCAAAGCUAGGAAAUGGUGCUGCAGUGUAUGAACUGACACAGAAUUAAUACUAUUCCAUUAAAAUGAUUAUGUGGUUCUUUUUAUAUUUUUUUAAUAAAAGUAAAAAUUAUAUAUAUAUAUA
Octopus sinensis (East Asian common octopus) is the source of this 1833-nucleotide messenger RNA. Its product is annotated as N-acetylgalactosamine kinase. The transcript is spliced from 10 exons. The coding region runs from base 353 to 1759 and encodes 468 amino acids. Gene Ontology annotation, cellular component: cytoplasm; cytosol. The record is from RefSeq and is a predicted model, not a curated record. Gene Ontology annotation, biological process: carbohydrate phosphorylation; galactose metabolic process. Gene Ontology annotation, molecular function: ATP binding; galactokinase activity. Lineage: Eukaryota; Metazoa; Mollusca; Cephalopoda; Octopoda; Octopodidae.